This is a messenger RNA of Acytostelium subglobosum LB1, 846 nucleotides long. RefSeq lists its product as hypothetical. The record is from RefSeq and is a predicted model, not a curated record. The transcript is spliced from 4 exons. Lineage: Eukaryota; Evosea; Eumycetozoa; Acytosteliales; Acytosteliaceae. Gene Ontology annotation, molecular function: hydrolase activity. Bases 1 to 846 code for a protein of 281 amino acids.
AUGGCACCAACACCAAGUACAAACACUACUUUGAGGAUACUCCUCGUGACAGACUUACACAUGAAUCUUGACAACAUCAAGAAGCUUGGCAAGGAUAUAAUCAAUGCCAAUGAGAAGUUAGACUAUAUCUUGUGUAGCGGUGACAUAUCCAACUUUGACCCAGAUGAUUAUGGAAUGGAGGGUGAGGCAGAGAAGACUGCUGCAUGCGAAGGAGAGAUGAGUGCCGCCAUCAUUGAGCUCGAUAACAUUCACAAGGAUACCUUUUAUAUCCCAGGCAAUCACGAUUCAAAGACAUCUUUGUUGAACCCAGUUAAUGAACGACCUCAAUUAACUACAUUCUCAACUAAUGUACAUAAGAGAUGUAUUAGAUUAGCGCCUGACUUGGUGUUGAUGGGUCUUGGAGGCAGUCUGCCAGGUUACCGCGAUGGAAAGCAGCAUUGGGUCGGUUACCCCUACCAGACAGACGAGCAACUCAGUGUCGACCUGCACGUCACCUACAAAGAGGCGCAAUCCGGAGCCGAUCCCAUUCUCAAGGACACUGACAGUAUAUUGCUCAUGACCCAUGUUGGUCCACAUUCAUCAAGCACCGCCAUCGACAGAUUGCACACAGACCAAUCACCAAUCAUGUCUGGAAGCAAGGCCAUCGAACAGUUCAUCAUUGAUCAUACAAAGGUGUUCCUGAAUGUACAUGGUCACACUCACUUUGCUCCAGGUAUGACAAACUAUGGCAAGGCUGCAGUGAUCAACGCUGGUCCACUCAAGUUUGAUAGAUACGCACUCAUCACAAUCGAGAAGCAUGUCAAUGCUGGAUGGCGUCUAUUGUCUUCAGAGUUCAAGACACUCUAA